GGGCGGUAGGUCACGCCCACCGGGACGGCUCCCUGCAAUUUCGGAUGAAAUGAAAUGAAUUGAAAUGAGAUCUGGUUUUUCUGACUUUUGUACCUGCAAAUGUUGCUAACAAAUUUCCCAAUAAACCUGGCAUUUUGGGCGGCCGUACCUUGAAUUGUGCCCCGGUAGGCGUCACGGCUCGGAGCACCAAGCAAGGCGUCUAACCGAGCGAGAGUUUAGGGAAGAUUGGCGAGUGGGAGGAGGCAACCCCGGAUCUCUUUUUCCGCAUGAUCGUUUUUUAAAAGCCCCUUUUUCGUAGGCGGAGGACGCCAUCCUACAGUAAACAUGUGGGGAUGCCAGUGUUUCAGCCGCGGAGAGUCAUGAUUGUUCGUCUGACGUUUCAUAAACGGGUACAGCAUGCCUGGUGGGCUACAUAGUCCUUGUUAAGGCCUGGGGGGCUUUUUCCAUCUGGAAGUUUCCUCGCUUUAGGUGUCUUGCCAGCCCAGUUUAACACGGGCUAAUCACUUUAUCAACGCGGGAUAAACACUGGAUUUUUUUUUUAUCGCGGCACCAUGAACGACGCGGGCUUUGUACACAUCCUGCACCUCGGAUGAAGAAUUUUUGCAGGCAAAAAUGAUCAGCUGGAGGCGGUGGCGGCGGAUAUCCUUCCUCGCCUUCGUCUUUCUCUUCUCCAUGUCGACGUCCUGUCUCUACUUCAUUUAUGUGGCGCCCGGGAUCGCAAACACCUACUUCUUCAUGGUGCAAGCCCAGGGUAUGAUGCUAAGGGACAAUGUUAGAACGAUUGGGCACAUGAUCAGAUUGUACACCAACAAAAACACCACUCUAAAUGGAACUGAUUACCCUGAUGGUAGCAACUCCAGUGAGUACAUUGCUCAGCCAACAACCUAUCUUCCUGACAACUUCACAUAUGCCCCAAAUCUCCCAUGUCCCGAAAAGUUUCCGACUAUGAAGGGUCCUAUUGAAGUCAAUAUGACUGAAGUUCUGAUGGAAGAGGUGGAACUAAAGUUUUCCAAAUAUGCAGAUGUUCAGUCUGGGGGCCACUGGUUACCCAAAGACUGUAAACCACGCUGGAAGGUAGCCAUCCUCAUUCCCUUCAGGAACCGUCACGAACACCUGCCAAUCCUCAUUCGGCAGCUGGUCCCCAUGCUCCAAAGGCAACACUUGCGCUUCGCCUUCUAUGUAAUUGAGCAGACGGGCACACAGCCCUUCAAUCGUGCCAUGCUCUUCAACGUCGGCUUUCAGGAGGCCAUGAAGGACCUGGACUGGGACUGCAUAAUUUUUCAUGACGUUGAUCACAUCCCGGAAAAUGACCGCAACUACUACGGUUGCGGCCAGAUGCCGCGCCACUUCGCUGCCAAACUUGACAAGUACAUGUACAUACUCCCCUACAGCGAGUUCUUUGGGGGUGUGAGUGGGCUGACGGUGGAGCAGUUUCGGAAGAUCAACGGAUUCCCCAAUGCCUUCUGGGGUUGGGGUGGAGAGGAUGACGAUCUCUGGAACAGAGUGCAUUUUUCGGGAUUCAAUGUGAGCCGGCCCGACGGCGAUAUAGGAAAAUACAAGUCGAUCCCACAUCACCAUCGAGGAGAAGUGCAGUUCUUGGGGAGGUAUAAGCUUCUGAGGUACUCCAAAGAGAGGCAGCACCUGGAUGGUCUGAACAACCUGAAGUAUGUUCCUGAGGUCACUUUGAGCAGCUUGUAUAAGAACAUAACAGUCAGCCUCUCUCCAGAGCAGGCUCCCAUCCCUGACUACUGAGCCGGGGCUCUGUGAAGGGACUCUUGAACCCCAAACACUGAAGAUGUGGGUCAACAAGCCAGUUUCAGGCUCCAGCUUCGGAGCAGAGCAUAGCUUAGAGGAAAAAUGGCCUACUUACCUUAAUUUUUAGGAAGACUCUCCCAAAGGGGGAAUUCAAGGCUUGUAUAACUGGGUGAGUCUGUCUGUCUGUCUGUGUCUGUCUGUCUGUGUCUGUCUGUCUGUGUCUGUCUGUCUGUGUGUCUGUCUGUGUGUUGGUUGCAUGAUGAAUGUCCACGCUGGCUUACGACACUAGAAUCUACAUUUUGACAGAAAAUUAGGGGUGGGAACGACCUCAAAGUAUUGUUUUUACUGCGAAGCCUUAACAAAACCUCUACAGCAGUGUUUCCUAAUCCGGAAACGCUACUCUUUAGGCUUCCUCCCCUCCCCCCCCCCCCCCCGUAGAACGCAUAAUGUUGCCAUAAAGACCAACCAAUAUCUUGGUACUACUAUUUUUUUAAGUCUUGUUUGUGUUCUGCAAAGAAUUUUCUUUUGAUAUGUAAAGGAAAUGUACUAAUUGUUUUUGUAUUUAUAUUUAAUAUGUUAACUCGUUUUACACAAGCAGUCCUAGUCUCAAACCUCUUGUUCCUCUGCCUGUGUAUCUCACCAUCAACAUGGGUUGCAUGACAGCAGACGUAGAUUCUGGCCUUAAAUUAUUUAGCAUAUUAGAUUGAUGAACUUUGCAUAUACGAAUAAAACCUUAUUUUGGCAGCUAUAACUUUUUCAUUUUGGCAGAUUAUACAUAUGAAGUAAGUGGUAGGUUUGUUUUCUUGGGGUACAAAAAUUUUAACAGGGUUCGGAGUUUUGAUUUAAUUGUCUUGCAGUAUCUUCUGCAUGCCCUUGUUUAUUAUUGAAAAAAGUUCAUUUUUGCCAUUCCAGAUUAUUUUUUUAUAGAAUGAGAGUGUGUGAGGGAGUGUCUUUUUUUCGCCUAUUUAUUUUGAUUUAUUUUUAAGAAUUUUUUGGUGGGCACUUCAGUGGUGCUGGUUUUGCUGGUCCAGACUUGGGUACAGAGUCCUGUUCCUUUGUGCCAUUGCUGCUAAAUGCCAGAAUGUUCCUCACAUUGAUUCUUAUGUGUUUACUUGUGUUUUUAUUAUUAUUUAUUUUUUUUAAAUAUUGUGCGCAUUUCAUACAAGACUAAAAAGAGCCACUCUGAGCACAGUGGUGGCAUUGUUCUUGAGGGGGUGCUAUAAUUGGGGACACGGUGACUUGCUAGCUAUUCUUAAGCACUACAAGUAAAUAGUAAAAACUCAAAUUUAAACAUAUGACUGACCCAUGAAAAGGGUUUUUUAAUUGGAUCUUGUUGAGGAAAUUCUGGUACUUUUCAUAUUUAUUGGUUUUGUUGCAUAUCACAAGAAAAAAGAGCAUGCUCAGUACAGCUGGUCACUGACCAAUCGGAGCACGAUCAUAACAGUACACACUCUGUUUCCCGUUUUCAUGGUGUCUGUGACUCGCCUGCAUUGCAGACUGGAUGGUCUGAUUUAGCCUGUUUGUCUGGUGAUGUCUGCAUGUCAGAUGGAUGAAAGAUUAAUAUGUUAUGGUUUGUUACUGAUGCCAAAUUUCUUAGUUUGUAGUGCUGCCUCAAGAGAAUAUAAUAAUAAUAAUAAUAAAACAAACUCUAUAUAUAUAUAUAUAUACUAAUUGUAAAUGAAGUGAAUUGACCCCUGGUGCAUAUGGUGAUAUGGGAUUUUCAAAUGAUUACUUUCUACAGUUUUCUAGAUUAAGCGUGAGCAUUACUGCUUGUAUGUUUGACUUGGAUUCCCCCAUUUCAGGUGGUAUGCGUGGUGAGACGGUGUCUAACCAGAAUGUCACGUGCUUAAAUGUCUCAUUGCACAAGUCUCAUUGCGUUGUCAUGGUACGUUGUCUUAGUUUAUUUAAAGAAACACAAGCUAGGUGUUAAACCUCUUUAACUGCUGUAUUACAAUGAAAUUCCUGCUGAGAAGAUCCAGUCUCCUCUCCCUUGUCCCUUUUUAUGGGAUAAGGGAUGAUUCUUGUUGAAGUUGCACCAAAAAUAGUUUGCACACAUUGCUAAUACAGUCCCUGUGUUUUUUUUCCUUUUUUAAAGGUAAAUGUCAUUACAGUUUUGUAAUGUUAUUACGUUUUCAGUAUUAAACUGUGCCUUGAGGUUUGACUUAUUUUUAGUUUCCUGUUAAAUAUUUUUCACUGUGUCCAUUUUACAUGAUGAAUUGUGGUUUGAGUUGUUUAAACUGCAGUUUGGGUUCACUGCGCUAGACUUAUUUUUUUAAUCAGGAGUUCCACAGUAAACGUUUUUGAGAUGUUUGAGUGGUUUGAAGAAAAUUAAUACGUCCAAGUCUGUUUACGAUAUAUGGGUUUCUAUGUUUUAGGACAAAAAACUGACAGUUUGGUUAAAAAACACCCAAAAAGCCAGUUUUCAGUUUGUCUGUGAUGUCAUGCUCUGUAUUGUUUAAUUAAAAGUGUUCAUUGCUGAGCUCUUAA
Messenger RNA from Paramormyrops kingsleyae, 4242 nucleotides. It is a transcript of the gene b4galt6, whose product is annotated as UDP-Gal:betaGlcNAc beta 1,4- galactosyltransferase, polypeptide 6. The record is from RefSeq and is a predicted model, not a curated record. Gene Ontology annotation, biological process: carbohydrate metabolic process; glycosphingolipid biosynthetic process. Gene Ontology annotation, cellular component: Golgi apparatus. NCBI's taxonomy places the organism in Eukaryota, Metazoa, Chordata, Actinopteri, Osteoglossiformes, Mormyridae. Gene Ontology annotation, molecular function: UDP-galactose:glucosylceramide beta-1,4-galactosyltransferase activity.